Molecule: messenger RNA, 282 nt
Organism: Moesziomyces antarcticus
Lineage: Eukaryota; Fungi; Basidiomycota; Ustilaginomycetes; Ustilaginales; Ustilaginaceae
Exons: 1
Coding region: 1-282 (93 amino acids)
Source: RefSeq, a predicted model, not a curated record
AUGGUCGUGCUUCCACCGCCCAAAUUUCUGGGCGCCAUGUCGUCAGCUCCGCGCACACUAGAGGUCACCGCAACUGGCGUGUACGUCGUCACAUCCAUCAUCGUCGCUUCGUACGCGAGCAGUGCCAUUAGUCGGCUUGGUGUCAGGGGCUAUGCGGGAGCGUGGCGCGUCGGCGCCAUCGCCUUCUGCCUAGGCAGCUGGACAGGCAUUUAUGCAUCAGGUACGCCGCUCGUCAAACGCGCAAACUACGAUGACCCAGACAGCGUGUCGCGAACGCGAUAG